AAAGUGGUAGGUAGCUAAGAAGAACAGUCCCAUGUGGCCUGCAUAAUAUAGUCACGCGCAUAAACGUCAUAGGAGUGACCCGUCCGCGUGUCUGGGAAAUAUGUCGCCUUGAAAUUUCAAUAGGCGGCCAUCAUGACCUAGGUCAGGUAGAAAAGCCGCCCGGUGAUCUUUGCCAGCAGCGCGGACAAAACCAGAGCGUUCUUCGAUUAAGACGUAAUCGAAACCAGGUUACAUUGUUCUAGGCCCUCUGUUCGAUUAUGGCAACUUCCCUGUUUGGCCUGUGUAAAAGAGAGUGUGUUAUUAUUACCUUAUUACAAAUAGGGGUUUCAACGGUACCUUACCUGGUACGAAGUACAUAAUAAAGUAUGAAUGAUGUACCUAGGUACCUAAGGUAAUUGUGCCCGGUGGGUCCAUCUGCAAACUUCAAGGUUCAAGGUUCUUACAACCUUAGGUACCUACCUGGUAGUUAGGUACCUGUACCUUACCUAAUGUAUAAUACAUCGUACCUACAGAUACCUCGGUACAAUAUACGUCGGCGUGUGUCAUCUCUCAAUUCCAAAUAUCUAUUGGAACCUUUUCGAUCUUGAGAGCGAUCACAUUAUACCCGUCCCAGCAAACGGCCUCGUCAUAAGGGGACAUCAUAUCUCUCCAGUCAACGCCAUUUGGUUCAUUUCAAAGUAGCUUGCCAUGUCAGCGUUCCAACUAUCAAAGCUACUUCCUCUACCAGAGGCCGAACUGAAGCAAGUCAUAGACUAUGCGACGACGCUCUCCAAGCCAGAGGCCGCAGAGCAUUUUCGGAAUUUACUCGGCGAGUCUCCUGAAUCUAUCGACUUCAUAGCUUCCUUCAAUUCGAAGAGGCAAGAUCCCAAAGCUUGCAGUGCGUUAUCAAACAGAUCUUCGCACAUCGAACCGGUGCCAAAGCCGGUGAGAGCACCUAAGAAACCAAAGCCUCAGUUGCACACUCCCGCUCCUCGUCAAGUCACCAACCAGGGCCCUGUUCCAGGGACCGUCUACAACAAGGAUAUUGAAAGUGAUUACAUUGUUCAACGUCCUAGCCCGGCCGCAGCGUCAGCUGGAUCGGGGUCAAGAAAGAAGCCUCCGGCUCAGAAAUCAGCUACUCCCCCGCCGCUAAAGCUACCUCCCUCUGCUGCAGGUCAACUGAUAUCAGAUGUCCGGAAACCCAAGCCAAAAUCCACGCCUGCUUCACGCUCCUCCACACCAGCACCAAAGGCCAAAAUUCACAUCUCGGGCGGCACUGCCAUGCAUGGCGCAUCUACAGCUCUGUCAGACCUAGACAACGCCAUCCGACUCCUUGAAACCGCUACCAAUCCUACUCUGGGGACAGACGACUCAGCGCGGAAAUGUAACUGUGUCGCAGCUAGACAUCCUUUGCUAGCUGCCGCGCCUAAUUGCGUGAAUUGUGGCAAAGUCAUAUGUGUGAAAGAAGGCCUGGGACCUUGUACCUUCUGUGGCACGCCCCUUCUGAGCCCGGUUGAAAUACAGCUAAUGAUACGAGAACUACGCGAGGAGAGGGGCCGAGAAAAAAUGGCUGCAGAUCGUGAGGCUCAUAAAAAGGCCGACGUUUCAAGGACUCCAGCCCCUUUCUCAAACCCCAAGGAAACUCUCGGAGAGACUAGCGAAGCACAAGCAAAGGCACUAGAGCAUAGGGAUCGUCUAUUAGGGUUCCAGGCCCAGAAUGCACGCCGAACAACCGUCAGAGACGAAGCUGCUGACUUUGAUGUCAGUGGAGCAAUGACAGGAUUCGGCGGUAAUAUUUGGGCCACCCCUGAAGAAAGAGCUCGAGAAUUGAAACGCCAGCAAAAGAUAUUAAGAGAGAUAGAAUGGAAUGCUCGCCCAGACUACGAGAAACGACGGCAAGUCAUUAGUAUCGAUGUAGUAGGCGGUAAGGUAGUUAGAAAGAUGGCCGCCGUCGAGCGACCAGAAAGCCCUGAAGACGACGAUAUGCAGACAUAUGCAGCCCCACAGGAAGUCAAAAAUACCGACCAUGAUAAUACCAACAAAGGGAACGAGGCUGGCGGUGCUUUCAGCAAAAACCCAUUACUAGGUUCGCUAAUCAAGCCAGUUUUUGAUGUCAGGGGUAAAGGGACUAAGCUAGAAGGUCGUGAUUCUAAAGCGACUCGGUGGAGGAGAGUGCAAGAUGAUCUAGACGACAACGAAGUUGUCAUCCUUGAUGGCGGAGCGCAUGGAAGUAGGCCCGGCCAAGAAACGACAAGUAAUCCCGUCGUAGAUGAGCCUUCCUGUGGCUAACAUCGUCUCAGGUUAGGAAAUUUAAUCGGAGUGGGAAACAAAUUUAAUACUUAAGUAAUCGGUGCUAAGUUAAGAAUACUGUAAAGGAAUGUGAAACGCGUUCAUUGGUAUAGGUAGUGUCACCUCGAACGACCAUUGCUACGCCUAACUUGAAUAACGAAGACGAGUCCAUAUACGGAUCUGUGGCCAUAUUUCCAUUGGUAUCUCC
This is a messenger RNA of Daldinia caldariorum, 2476 nucleotides long. Its product is annotated as zf-C2HC5-domain-containing protein. The record is from RefSeq and is a predicted model, not a curated record. Bases 688 to 2268 code for a protein of 526 amino acids. Gene Ontology annotation, biological process: regulation of DNA-templated transcription. The transcript has 2 exons. Lineage: Eukaryota; Fungi; Ascomycota; Sordariomycetes; Xylariales; Hypoxylaceae. Gene Ontology annotation, molecular function: zinc ion binding. Gene Ontology annotation, cellular component: nucleus.